AUGUUGCCGGUUCUCUCCUUGGGCGUUGCCCUCCUCGGCGCCUCGACCGUCCUCGCCCAGACCCCUCCCUCCUGCUCCCUGACCAACAAGUGUCCCGAGGAUGCGCCCUGCUGUUCCCAAUAUGGCCAAUGCGGAACCGGCGCCUUCUGCCUCGGCGGCUGCGACCCUCGCAUGUCCUUCUCCCUCGACGCCUGCGUGCCCGCCCCCGUCUGCCAGGACAAGAAGAUGCCCAUGACCUCGCUCGACAAGAUUGUCGACAUCAGCAAGUAUCUCGGUGACCCGAGCAAGGCCGACUGGGUCGCUCAGGGCGAGCCCGCGCUAUAUAAGAACGAGGCCGUGCUCUUGACCAUGCCUGCUAAGAGUGUCGGAACUGUCCUCGCCUCGACCACAUAUCUGUGGUACGGCAGCGUCAAGGCCAAGAUCAGGACCUCGCGUGGUCCGGGUGUCGUGACCGCCUUCAUCCUGUACGGAGACGUCAAGGAUGAAAUCGACUACGAGUGGGUCGGUGCCGACCUCGAGAUGUCCCAGACCAACUACUACUUCCAGGGUAUCCCUAGAUACGACCAGUCUGGCAACAUCUCCCUCUCCGACACGUUUGCCAACUGGCACACGUACGAGAUCUCGUGGACUCCCGACGAGAUUCAGUGGAUGGUAGAUGGCCAGGUUGGCCGCACCAAGAAGCGCGCUGAUACGUGGAACGCCACCGCCCAGCAGUGGGACUACCCGCAGACGCCCGCCCGUGUCCAGCUGUCCAUCUGGCCCGGUGGUGCCGACACCAACGCCAAGGGAACCAUCGACUGGGCCGGCGGCCCCAUCAAAUGGGACUCGGAGGAUAUCAAGAACGCCGGGUACUACUACGCCAUGCUGCUGGAACGCCAAGACCCCCCUGGCACCAACAGCAAGAAGAGCUACUACUACAACGACAUCAGGUCCACCAACGACACCGUUGUGGACAGUGACAAGGACACCAUCCUGAAGAGCUUCCUCGGCUCCGGCCUCGACAUGAACGCCGGCGCCACCACGGCCUCCGGCACCACCGCGAAGCCCACGGCAACGGCCGCCACCAUCCCGGGCGGUAGCAACACUGGACCGGGCAACGACCACAGCGACGACAGCAGCUCGUCCGGUUCUGGAUCUGGCUCUGGCUCAGGCUCAGGCUCAGGCUCAGGGUCGGGUUCCGGCUCGGGCGAUUCCGGUUCAGGCUCGGGCUCCGGAUCCGGGUCCGGCAGCACCGCUUGUGGCGCCGGCGGCUUCUCGCAGGACUGCAACAGCAACGGCAACUCGGGCUCAAACAACACGAGCGACGGCGUCUGCCGUAAGUCGUCAUUCGGUGCUAGUGCCUUUGCCGCACUUGUGGCCGCCUCUGCUCUCUUCUGGCUGUAG
Colletotrichum spaethianum is the source of this 1383-nucleotide messenger RNA. Its product is annotated as putative glycosyl hydrolase. Bases 1 to 1383 code for a protein of 460 amino acids. The transcript is spliced from 4 exons. Lineage: Eukaryota; Fungi; Ascomycota; Sordariomycetes; Glomerellales; Glomerellaceae. The record is from RefSeq and is a predicted model, not a curated record. Gene Ontology annotation, biological process: carbohydrate metabolic process; fungal-type cell wall organization. Gene Ontology annotation, cellular component: fungal-type cell wall. Gene Ontology annotation, molecular function: hydrolase activity, hydrolyzing O-glycosyl compounds; glycosyltransferase activity.